ACAGAUUUUCCCAACCUCGUUUUCGAAUCGGUCAGUUUUUCGAAAGUUAAGCACAAAUAUUUAUACUAAUUAACGGUGGUAAACACAAGUAAAUGUGAAAAAAACUACUUUAAAAUGUCGAAAGAAUGCACUGCCAAUACUAGCCAUGAGCAUGGGAAGAAAAAGGGCAAGAAUGUCGUAAGUAGACUACAUGAGGAAAUAAAACGUGGUUGGAAGAAAAUGGGGGCAAUCGAUCUAAAGGAUAUAGAAGAAUUAUAUAAAAUCAUUUUAACUAUAAAGGAUAAAACGUCAAAAGAAGAUGGAAAACUAUUGCCCAUCGCAGUAGCAUAUCACGUUCGAAUAAUAAAGCGGGAAUUACAGACUGUUGACGUUUGCGUUAGCCUAGUGACGUUUGAAAAGGAUUUAACUUUUAAAGCCAUGAAAAAAGCCAUGGACGGUUUGGAUAUGCAAUUAGCUAGUAAAAUCCACGUUGACUAUGAAAAAUGCCAGAAGGUCCAUAAUAAUCUUCUAGAAUAUGCUAGAACAGUUUAUUUGGACCCAGCACGUGAUCUCAUCAGAAAGCACGCGGAAAAGCACUUGAAUUUUCUAGACCAUCUCUACGAAAAAUACAGCUUGAACGAAUCUUAA
Messenger RNA from Dimorphilus gyrociliatus, 627 nucleotides. The record is from the annotation of a GenBank genome assembly. Lineage: Eukaryota; Metazoa; Annelida; Polychaeta; Dinophilidae.